This is a messenger RNA of Anguilla anguilla (European eel), 4282 nucleotides long. RefSeq lists its product as uncharacterized. Bases 341 to 1576 code for a protein of 411 amino acids. NCBI's taxonomy places the organism in Eukaryota, Metazoa, Chordata, Actinopteri, Anguilliformes, Anguillidae. Gene Ontology annotation, biological process: positive regulation of transcription by RNA polymerase II. The record is from RefSeq and is a predicted model, not a curated record. Gene Ontology annotation, cellular component: nucleus. Gene Ontology annotation, molecular function: protein binding; single-stranded DNA binding. The transcript has 19 exons.
AGCGAGAAAGAGAGAGAGGCCGUGUAUGUGUGUCUGUGCUUGGGAGAAGAGAGAUCGCAGGAGGUGCGCGUUCCCAACGAGCGCAGCCAAGGCGGUCUGAAAGAGACAACGCGAAGACGGGAGAGGGAGGUGGUGGGGGUGUGUUGCAGUGGGGGAGUUGUUAGGAAGGGCGGAGCGAACAGACUGUCAAUCUUGGCGGCUACCACAGCGAAUGGGCGUUCUCUAUCAGCGGGACACCCAAUGGAAAGUGACGCUCCUUGUGUCGCUAUGGUGACGGGGUUGUGCCCGGGGUGGCUGUGAUGGGUUGACAGGUGCGUGACAAUCGGAGCUCUCUGCAAGCAUGUACGCCAAAGGCAAGAGUAACAACGUACCGUCCGACAGCCAAGCCAGGGAAAAGUUAGCGCUCUACGUGUACGAAUAUUUGCUGCAUGUAGGAGCUCAGAAAACAGCUCAGACCUUCCUGUCAGAGAUCCGAUGGGAGAAGAACAUCACGUUAGGGGAGCCUCCGGGGUUCCUGCAUUCCUGGUGGUGUGUGUUCUGGGACCUGUACUGCGCAGCCCCUGAAAGGAGAGAGACAUGUGAGCACUCCAGUGAAGCCAAGGCCUUCCAUGACUACAGUGCGGCUGCAGCGCCCAGCCCAGUCCUCGGGAACCUCCCUCCAGGAGACGGGAUGCCCGUGGGACCUGUUCCCCCUGGAUUCUUUCAGGGCCCUCCUGGUUCUCAGUCAUCUCCCCACGCACAGCCUCCACCUCACAACCCCAGCCAACACAUGAUGGGCCCUCACACACAGCCAUUCAUGUCCCCUCGCUACCCCGGCGGACCCAGGCCUCCCCUAAGAAUACCCAAUCAGGCGCUUGGUGGAGUCCCAGGAAACCAGCCUCUGCUGCCCAGUGGUAUGGAUCCCACGAGACAACAAGUCAAGACUGAAGGGGACACUCACUGGUCUGGGAAUGUUAGCCCGGGCUGGCACAUUUGCUCAUGUAUCUCAGGCCAUCCAAACAUGGGAGGGGCUAUGCAACGAAUGACCCCUCCCAGGGGGAUGGUCCCACUCGGGCCACAGAGUUACGGAGGAGGAAUGAGGCCCCCCCUCAAUGCUUUAGGGGGUCCAGGAAUGCCUGGAAUGAACAUGGGCCCAGGUGGAGGCAGACCGUGGCCAAAUCCUCCCAACGCCAACUCGAUCCCAUACUCCUCUGCAUCUCCAGGGAGUUAUGCGGGGCCCCCAGGAGGAGGGGGUCCACCUGGAACUCCCAUAAUGCCCAGUCCUGCAGACUCUACAAACUCUGGGGAUAACAUGUACACCAUGAUCAAUGCAGUACCUCCAGGAGCCAGUCGGCCGAACUUCCCCAUGGUCCCGGGAGGAGAUGGUCCCAUGGGUGGGAUGGCGGGAAUGGAAGCUCACCACAUGAACGGGUCGCUAGCGUCAGGUGACAUGGACAACAUCCCGAAGAACUCCCCUGGAAACAUGAGCAUGAGCAACCAGCCAGGCACUCCACGGGAUGACAGUGAGAUGGGGGGGAAUUUCCUCAACCCCUUUCAGAAUGAAAGCUAUUCUCCAAACAUGACUAUGAGUGUGUGAACUGCGUGGUGGAUCUGGUCGGUGAAGGAGAGCACACACACACGCACACACUCUCUCUCUUUCUCACACACACACACAUACACACACACAGUGAGAGGAGGAAGUCGCUGAAGCUUGUCGUCUCCUUGUUCAUCAGCUCUGUGAAGAGGGUGGCUCCCAGUCUCUCCUAACAGUUCAUUUUGCUAAGUGUUAUCAUCCUUUCACACGUCAACUCGCCGUCAGAGACUGAAAGACUGAACCGCAGUCUGAGAAUCACAGAGAGAGAUGACGACAGCAUAUCUCUAUAUAUAUAUGUAUAUAUUUGUGUAUAUAUGUGGCUGUGUAAACUUAAAUACAUGUGCAUGUAUAUACAAAUAGAUACUCCUUUCUUGACUUUGGACUUGGGGGGUGGGGGGUGUUGGACAACCUUCAAAGAGAAAAAAACCAGAGCAAACAUAAAUUUUUUGGGUUUUGUGUAACGUUCCCUCCCUGUCUCUGCACACUUCCUGAGUCUUGGCUUUUUCGUUUGUUUUUGUUUGGCCGCUCGUCUGGUGCUUAGCAUUCCGCUGACGAAAGGCCUUUUUCGUUUUUUCUUUGGGAAGUUCCAGUGGUGAAAAAUGUUGAAAUGGUAGUGGGAUGGGAGCUUCUUUUCAUUCUUUGUACAGACAAAACACGAAACCUGUUCCAAACAUUCAAACGUAUGGUGAUGCUCCAAAGUUUGCUCUCAAAACAAACAAGUAGUUAGAAGAUGUCUCAUUGACAUAAAACAUAAUUGCAAUAUGAUUUCUUGCCUUGGGUUUAUAUACAUGUGUUUUAUCGUGGAUUCUGUUUAUAAAACAGAAUAAAAUAUCAUGUAAAAUGAAUUUCUAAAAACAAAAAAAAAAACUGUCAGAAUGGUAGAAGGUUUGGUUAAGCGCUGUAUGUACUGUAAAGAUUAUUUCGCUUUUUCUUUUUUUUUUUGAAUUUUUUCAUUUUUUCGUGCCGCUGAGUGUGCAAUCAAGAAGCAUGUUUAAUGUUCCAGAAGCAGCCAUUUCUGUACCCCUAAAAUAUCUGCCCUGUACAGUGCGACUGUCACGGCACCAACAGACUGAGAACUCCGGGACGCUCUGCGCUGCGGCUACACAGAAGCGUUCUGCUCCUUCACGCCCGGGUCGUAAACUGUGAAAACAAGCAUCCACACACUGACGCAUACGCUCACACGUACACGGGUGCUUGGUCACACACCCACACGCGCACCCCCACAGGCGCGUACGUACAGUACACCGUACAAACGCAUUCACACCCACGCGCACGCACGCACACAAGCACAGUUGUACCAGAAUGUCAUUGCUAAUGCUAGUGCAGGGUACAUGCAUAAAUUGCACACACACAUGAUAACCACACACGUGCUCAAACGUGAUUGUGCAGCUUACGCAUACGCGCAGUGUCAUAGCAGAGUGUCAGCGACAGUGUUUGUGCAGGGGUAUGUGUUAGCAGGCAUAGCUAAGGGUUCAGGCACCUGAGGUGUCAGAGGAAGAGGAAGGAGGAAGAGGAGAUAGCCCGUUGGCUCCUCAAAGGCCCUGACCUUGUGAGAAACUGAGUCAGAGCGGUAUCAGAAUCGAAAUCACUUGUAAAAAAAAAAAAAAAUGUUUGUUAUAAAUCAAACAUUACUGCCAUAGCAUGUUUAGUCCCCGAAGGUUUUCUGUAAAUCUUUCUGGCUUCCAUUGACAGAUUUGUCCCUUUGAUGAAAGUUAUACUACAUUCUUCUUAUGUGUUUUAUUUUUCUUCAGUGAUGACUUCUGUGUGUUUCAGAAUGUACUGGUUAAUUCAUUUACGUUUGUGCUGUCAACUCCCCGGCUAAUGCUGGUCACUGUUGAUUGUGUCUGCUGGCAAGAGUGACACGAGUCCAGGGAAAAUAUGAGUUUGCCUUUUUAGAAAUAUGGAUGUCAUUUUCUCUAAUUCAUGCUGUAGUUAUUUUCAUUAAGUACCUUCAAAUACCAUAAUACCAUAGUGAUUUUGAGAUAGUUUACAUCCACUGACAACAUGGCAAUGUAGGAGUGAAUGUCACAUCAAAUGGUGACUUUUUGUACGGUGCAAAAGGGGUGGGGGUGUCCUUUCUUGGACACAAACGUGACGGCGUACUUUUGCCAGAGGGCGGAGAGGUAGGAGAGGCUAUUUUUAAGAGAAUGGCAGCGUGUUAGUCAAAGCCAUUCUCUUUAUUUAAGGUUCUGUCAUCCGGACAAACUGUGAUUUCUUUUCAUACACUUAUAUCUGUUUUUUUGUUUGUUUUUUUUUGUUUUUUUUUUUUUUUACUGGGAGGGGUGCCUUCUUUCAUUGCUUACCUUAAACCACUGCCCAUUAUUAUUAUUAUUAUUAUUAUUAUUGAAGCUGAAAACUGGUGAAUUUCAUGUCUUCAAUCUUUUUAAGCAGCAGCGUGUAAUUUUAUAGAUUGGAAAGUCAACUCAUCUGUGUUUUUGUCUGUGAAUUAUUUAAGAAAUAUAAUAAAAGAGAUGCUGGCUUUUUAGCAUUUUCACCAUUGUAAUUGUAUCUACCAUUUAGUUUCAACAGCAGAUGGAGUUGUGAGGGAGCUACUUUUGUAAAUUGAAAAAAGACUUGCCACAUUUUUGUUUGUUUGUUUUCAUUUGUGAUGUGUUUAAUUUUUACUUUGUGUUGAGUUUUUGUAAAUACACUGAGAAGUUCAAUAUGGUUUUGAAUAUACUGAUAUAAAGAUUCUCUUCCCUGUUAAAA